GGCAAGCACCCUUUAUCAGACUCUCACAGCCUCCUGCUCUCCUGCAAUGCCUCCAGCCCACGACACCAACAUGAGGUUCAAGUUCUCCAUCCUGGCUCUUCUUCUGGAAGUGAUCAUCAUUGUUUUGUUUGGGAUAUUUGUGGAGUAUGACAACAGUGGUGACUUCCAAGAAUCAUACCCACUUUUUCAGGAUGUCCAUGUCAUGAUAUUUGUGGGAUUUGGUUUCCUGAUGACCUUUCUGAAGAAAUAUGGAUUCAGUAGUGUUGGUAUCAACAUGCUCAUUGCUGCCUUUGGUCUCCAGUGGGGAACCCUCAUGCAAGGAUUUUGGCACAUGGAAGGAGGGAAAAUUCGUGUUAGUAUCAACAGCAUGAUAAAUGCAGACUUCAGUACAGCAACUGCUUUGAUUUCAUUUGGAGCAGUCCUGGGCAAAACAAGUCCUGUUCAGAUGAUGAUCCUGACAAUUCUGGAGAUCACAAUCUUUGCAUGCAAUGAACAUCUGGUUGCAGAAAUAUUUCAGGCCACAGACGCUGGAGCCUCGAUGACCAUCCAUGCUUUUGGAGCUUAUUUUGGUUUGGCUGUAACCUUAGUCUUGUAUCGCCCUGGCUUGAAAACCAAACAUGAAAAUGAAGAAUCUACCUAUCACUCAGACAUAUUUGCCAUGAUUGGUACUCUCUUCCUUUGGCUUUUUUGGCCCAGUUUUAACUCUGCCAUUGCAGCUGAUCCCAUUCACCAGAGUAAAGCAAUGGUUAACACUUACUACUCCUUGGCUGCCUGCGCUGUUGUAACGUUUGCCCUCUCCAGCCUGGUGGAUCCAAGAGGCAAAUUCAGUAUGGUUCUCAUUCAAAAUGCCACCCUGGCAGGAGGGGUAGCAGUGGGUACCUGUGCUGACCUUUCAAUCAACCCUUUUGGUGCCAUGUGCAUUGGGGGCAUUGCUGGAAUCAUCUCUGUCCUUGGCUUCCACUUUCUGACUCCUUUGUUGGAAUCCAAGCUGCACAUUCAAGACACUUGUGGAGUUCAUAACUUACAUGGUUUACCUGGAAUACUGGGAGGUAUUGCUGGCAUCAUAGUAACUGCAGUGAAAGAUGAAUCUAGGCACGGCACCCCUCUUACUCCUGGCAUGCAGGCUGCUGCCCUGGGCAGUACAAUUGGAAUUGCACUGGCUGGUGGAGCAUUGACAGGUGGCAUUCUGAAACUGCCCUUCUUAGGACAAGCAUCUGACCAGAACUGCUUUGAUGACUCUGUGUAUUGGGAGGUUCCAGAAGAUGAGAAAGCACAUGGAAUUCAUUCCAACAACUAUGAUGAGCACAGCAGAUUUGAAGCUGCCAUGUGAAAAAAGAUAUUCACCUGUAACACUUAUCUUAAUGAUGCCCUUUUCAGUUUCUAAUGCUAUAAACCAGCAUCUGAGUGCCCUAAACACUAGGAUUUCAAGAAAGGGCUGCAGAUACAGCUAUAUUUUUGUAAUAUAAAACAAGCUUGAUUUUAGAACAUGGUCAUUAUGCCAAGCUCAGGUGAAGCAGUGAGGUCCUUCCAAUGUAUUUGUUCUUCAGAAAAACCCAUCACAAACUCCUCUAGAAAGCUAUCUUAUUUUCCUUUUGUCAAUACAGUCAUUGAAUCAGCCCUUGUAUUUCAAGCUUAUUGCAAGAUACUAGAAUUAACAGCAAGAUUUUUCCAAGCUACAGCCACAUCCUUCAACUGUACAAUCAAGAAGAAAUGGACUGAGAGUUUAUUUAGAUUCUAAGAAGCUUUCCACCAGAGCACCCUAGAUGAAAUUUAAGCAUGUUGCCCUAUGUUUGGAUGGAGGAGAACAGGUACUGUGGUUUAUGACAGGCAAAAGAACGUUGAAGUAAUUUCAGUGGCAAAGCACCAAAUAUAGUGGCUGAUGAGGUAAACCAAGUGGCAAUAUGACUAUUAAGAUCUGUUUAACUGAAAAAAAGUAGAAUGGUGAAAAAUGUUAUUAUUAUUGGCAUAGAUUUACUUAGAUUGUUACAAGGGUGUAAGAAGGGAAUUGAAUAGGAGCUAUGAACAAAACCCACACAAACCCAACAAGUAAUUGCAUUAUCUACCUUAUUACAUCCAUCAACAACUGGAUAGUAGCACUGUUAAUGACAACACCAUAAACUGAAUUAAAUGCAAGCAGCAGGAAAAAGCAUGAGUUGUUAGAAACUGAUCAGAAAGCAACUGUGUUCAACCUGCAGAAAACUCAGUGGGAAGGGGACUUUUUACUAGGGCUUGUAGUGAUAGGGCAAUAGGGAAUGAGUUGAAGCUUAAGGAGGGCAGCUUUAGACUGGAGAUUAGGAAGAAAUUCUUUACAGUGGUAGUGGUGAGACACCAGAACAGGUUGCCCAGGGAGGUUGUGGAUGUCCCCUCCCUGGAGGUGUUCAAGGCCAGGCUGGAUAAGGCCUUGAAGGGGAUGAGGGUAGGUUUAGACUGGACAUUAGGAAAUAUUUUUUCCCAGCAAGAGUGGUCAGGCAUUGGAAUGUGCUACCCAGGGAGGUGGUUGACUCACUGACCCUGGAUGUGUUUAAAGGUGGUUUGGAUGUGGUGCUUGGGGAUAUGGUUUAGGGGUGAACCUUGGAGAGUAGGGUUCUGGGUUGGACUUGGUGAUCCUGAGGGUCUCUUCCAACCUGAAUGUUUCUGUGAUUCUGUGUGAUUGAGUGACCUGGUCUAGUAGAAGGUGUCCAUGCCCAUGGCAGGACGGUUGGAACUAGAUGAUCUUUAAAGGUCCCUUCCAACCCAAUCCAUUCUAUGAAUCUAUGAAACUUGCCUUGUGAGUCACUACCUUUGGAGUCACUACCUCCUAAAACAACAGAAAACAGAAAGAAAAACACACCUGAAGCUAAAAUCAAGGUAAAUUAACUCCACCUGAGAAAUUAUAACAACAGCUGCUCAAAUGAGACAAAAAUUGAAGUAUCUGAAGGAACUCUGACAUGACAGUAGCUGGGAACAGAUUCACACAUCUGCCCCUACCUACAUGGUGCAAUCCACUGAAAGGCAAUGGAUGGGAGAUGAAGAUCUAACAGAAGGAGCACAAUGCCUGUAGGAAGUAUUCAUACAGAAAAAGCUACCACUGCUGUCUCAGAAGGACAGUAGAUGAACUUUGAAGGCUUUAUAUCAGCACCUUAAAGUUUCCUCUGAUUUAAGGGGAAAUUCUUCUAAUAGAAAACAGCACAGAUAGUUGAGUCUGCUGAAAUUUUUUUUCCUUCAAAAAGUUUAGAAAGACACUAGGCAGGGCUGUCCCACACCUUAUACCAACUGUACACUGCUCUAUAUGUCAGAUUUCUAUAUAUGAAUGACAUUACCUUUGUUGUAACACUGGUUCAGAUAUGCAGAUGAGUAAUGACUGCUUCUUUUCUACCUUGCUGCCUAGAAGACAUCUUUUAGCCUUUCAAAGCUUUCACAAUUGUUUUUGUACAAACUGAGAAGGUAUUUAAUAAUGUAAAUAUUGUAUCUGUAAAGACUUUAGAAGUGCUUUGUGCAUAAUUUACAAACAAAUUAUGGAAGCACUUGAAAGAUUCCAUAUACAUAUAUCCAGGCUGCAAAUAUCUUAUGCAUGAAGACUAAGGGCUGGCUUCAUUCAUGUUUAUAAAGAUGUGCAGGGUGAGUGCCAAGAGGAUGGAGCCAGACUCUGCUCAGUGACAGGACAAAGGGUAAUGGUGGAAGUUGAGGCACAGGAAGUUCCAUGGAAACAGGAGGAAAAAUGUUUUCACUGUGAGAGUGACAGAACCCUGGAACAGGCUGCCCAGGGGGGUUGUGGAGUCUCC
Molecule: messenger RNA, 3761 nt
Organism: Indicator indicator
Lineage: Eukaryota; Metazoa; Chordata; Aves; Piciformes; Indicatoridae
Gene: RHAG
Product: Rh associated glycoprotein
Exons: 10
Coding region: 47-1330 (427 amino acids)
Biological process (GO): ammonium homeostasis; ammonium transmembrane transport
Cellular component (GO): plasma membrane
Molecular function (GO): ammonium channel activity
Source: RefSeq, a predicted model, not a curated record